AUGGUUGCAUACUACGAGAUCUUCGGCCAGAAAGUCGGCUCCCACAUUCUCUCUAUCGGCGUCCUUUCCACCAUGUUCGUCGGCACAUGGGCCAUGGCUGGCGGCAAGAAGUCGCCUGCGUCAAACACCCCUCCAAUCAACGCCUCCAGCAAGGACGAAGAGAACUUCAUACAACAAUUCCUGAAGGAGGCGGAAAAGGACGAGAAGAAGCACUGA
Ramularia collo-cygni is the source of this 216-nucleotide messenger RNA. RefSeq lists its product as uncharacterized. The transcript is spliced from 3 exons. NCBI's taxonomy places the organism in Eukaryota, Fungi, Ascomycota, Dothideomycetes, Mycosphaerellales, Mycosphaerellaceae. Gene Ontology annotation, biological process: proton motive force-driven ATP synthesis. The coding region runs from base 1 to 216 and encodes 71 amino acids. The record is from RefSeq and is a predicted model, not a curated record.